Molecule: messenger RNA, 1758 nt
Organism: Xyrauchen texanus (razorback sucker)
Lineage: Eukaryota; Metazoa; Chordata; Actinopteri; Cypriniformes; Catostomidae
Product: tetraspanin-3-like
Exons: 7
Coding region: 98-862 (254 amino acids)
Biological process (GO): protein localization to plasma membrane; regulation of vascular endothelial growth factor signaling pathway; protein maturation
Cellular component (GO): membrane
Source: RefSeq, a predicted model, not a curated record
CAUAGCAGACUUACAUAGCAGUGAAACGCACGGCCAUUUUAUAAUCCGCAGCUUGGCUGUUACAUUUGCCAUUUAAACGGCUUUAGUCCAUCUUUUAAUGAUGGGCCAGUGUGGGAUCACGUCGUCUAAGACCGUCUUGGUGUUUCUGAACCUGAUAUUUUGGGCGGCUGCUGGCAUCCUGUGCUAUGUUGGAGCCUACGUGUUCAUCACGUAUGAUGACUAUGACCAUUUCUUUGAGGAUGUGUACACCCUGAUACCAGCUGUUGUCAUUAUCGCGGUUGGUGCGCUCUUGUUCAUUAUUGGACUCAUAGGAUGUUGUGCCACUAUUCGAGAGAGCCGCUGCGGUCUUGCCAUGUUUGUCAUCAUUCUUAUGUUGGUGUUUGUAACUGAGGUGAUCGUGGUGGUGCUUGGCUACAUUUACAGAGCGAAGGUGGAAGAUGAGGUCAAUCAUUCCAUCCAGAAAGUGUAUAAUGAAUACAAUGGCACCAACUCGGAUGCUCCCAGCCGUGCUAUUGACUAUGUGCAGAGACAGCUCCAUUGCUGCGGAAUCGCCAACUACUCUGACUGGAAGAACACAAGCUGGUUCAAGGAGUCUCGGAACAACAGUGUACCGCAGAGCUGCUGCAAACCCAACGUGAGCAACUGCACUGGCUCCCUCUCCCGCCCUGGAGACCUCUACCCUGAGGGAUGUGAAGCCCUGGUUGUGAAGAAACUGAAAGAGAUUAUGAUGUAUGUCAUCUGGGCCGCGCUUACGUUUGCUGCGAUUCAGAUGCUGGGAAUGUUGUGUGCCAGUGUGGUGCUGUGUCGCAGAGGCCGAGAUCCAGCCUAUGAGCUACUCAUGACUGGAGGAACGUAUGCAUGAAAAAAUAUACCAGACAGACUCUUUUCAUGCACACACACACACACACACACACACCCCCACUGGGCUCCGGGUUCUGUCGGUGUGAGGUGGCACACUGGAUAUGCCCUAAUUUAUCUCUGUUUCUACACAUCACACCGGGUUUGCUCACACAGUGCACUGGUGAUGGGUGAAGCAAAUUGCAUCCUAUUUAUUUAUAUAUGUCACUUAAUACAAUUGCAUUUUAAUUUAAUUUUGUUUUUUUUUCUCAAAGGCUUCAGGCCAAACUGCAAAAUGGCGAACCAAUUGUUAAUCCCAUUGAGAAGACUUUAACACACAAAUUGCUUAAUAUUUUCUCUCUGUUAUAUGGAGUUUUCGCGUGAGUGAAGAAGAGAUGCCGUUAUUAUAUGGAAUAAUAUGUGGAAUGUAUACUUUCUUCAUUUGUUAGUUUGCACUAAGUGUACACUUUAGUUCUGUUACAAAUACCGAGGUGAAUCUGGUAAAUGGCUGGGGUGGGUAAAUGCUUUGAUAUGUUUAGAGAGGAUCCACACACGGUACCACUGUCUAUGAUGUCACCCUUCACCAGUCUGCUGCUCAGGGUCAGUGGCAGUGUGAGAGACCAGACAAAAUUGCUUGGCAAAAUAGGUCCAAUCAGACAGCUAAAAUGAACUAUGUUCAAAAUGGGGUUCACAUCAGUAUACGUGUAAAGAUGCUUUGGGGAAUAAUCUACAUGCACUACCUACCAUUUACUGAACCCUAAUCUUUUUACCCCAACGUUUUUUCAUUGCUUAUAGUGUGAACAUUACUAUUCUAGUAAUAUGUAGAUUUAACAGUUACUUUGGAUUGGUAUUUAGUACAGGUUCAACAGUGUAUUAUUUUAAAUGAAUGUAAAUAGUUAAGGAGAAAAAAUGAUGAAUUAA